Mugil cephalus (flathead mullet) is the source of this 6716-nucleotide messenger RNA. It is a transcript of the gene ppip5k1b, whose product is annotated as diphosphoinositol pentakisphosphate kinase 1b. The record is from RefSeq and is a predicted model, not a curated record. Gene Ontology annotation, molecular function: inositol hexakisphosphate kinase activity; 5-diphosphoinositol pentakisphosphate 1-kinase activity; diphosphoinositol pentakisphosphate kinase activity. The transcript has 33 exons. Bases 594 to 4466 code for a protein of 1290 amino acids. Lineage: Eukaryota; Metazoa; Chordata; Actinopteri; Mugiliformes; Mugilidae. Gene Ontology annotation, biological process: inositol phosphate biosynthetic process; inositol metabolic process. Gene Ontology annotation, cellular component: cytosol.
CGGCGGCUGCUGCAACAUCAGCUAACACACACACCACCUUACACACCACAGUGACCGGACGUGAACUUUAACGGGUAGCUCACAACUUAGCAGUGAGUUAAAGAAAAAACACACCGCUUCCCUCUAGCACAGUUCAGUCAGUGGAAACAAGGAAGUGACCAGCUGACCGACUUCCAGUUGUUUUGCGCCGGUAAAGAAAAAUGGUGAGCAAAUGUUGACAAUGGGGUUUCCUGCAUGAAGGAGGCUUGGACAUGUUUUCAUCUAAACCUCCUUUGUCCUGACACAGGGAGUUUUACAACCAGGACUUUCUACCUCAACACACGUGGAGUCCGCUCCUUCUUUUCUACCUCUGAAGACAGAUCUGCUCUUUCUACCUCAGCACAUACUAUUCGUGCACUGACUGUGCCAAAGCUGUUAUCUGUCGACACAGAAACGCCAGCGGACCCUUCACUUUAUCGCAAGGCUCUCAGUUGUUAGUCAUCCAGCCAUGGUGCAACGCAGCUAAGGUUCGUUCCCCCGCUCGGCCGCCGUCCUACCUGAAACCCCUGCUGGGAGGGACCACCUGAAACAGCCAUGUUACCCUGGGGUUUGUGAUGUCCGAGCCCCUUACCGGACCAGAACCAAAGGUAGAACAGGGGAGUAGUCUCGCUGUGGUUCCUCGCUUUGUGGUCGGCUGUGAAGAUGACGAACAGGACAUGGGCCAAAUGGAGGCAGGCAUGAAGAACGAGAUGUUUCGAGAAGAGGAUAUGGAGGAGGAUGACGAUGCGUCGCCGUCAGAGCGACAGAUCGUGGUUGGCAUAUGCGCUAUGAUGAAGAAGUCCAAAUCCAAGCCCAUGACUCAGAUCUUGGAGCGCCUUUGUAAGUUUGACUACAUCGAUGUAGUCAUCUUUCCUGAGGAGGUGAUCCUGGAACAGCCCGUGGAGAAAUGGCCCCUAUGCGACUGUCUCAUCUCCUUCCACUCCAAAGGUUUCCCUCUGGACAAAGCUGUAGAAUAUGUCAAGCUCAGGAAUCCACUGCUCAUCAACGAUCUGAACAUGCAGUAUUUCAUUCAGGACAGGAGGGAAGUGUACCGGAUCCUACAAGAAGAGGGUAUUGACCUACCUCGCUAUGCUGUGUUAAACCGAGACCCCGACAAUCCUGAAGAGUGUAACCUGGUGGAGGGGGAGGACCAUGUUGAGGUGAACGGGGAGGUGUUCCCUAAACCCUUUGUGGAGAAACCUGUGUGUGCAGAGGACCACAACGUCUACAUCUAUUACCCGACAUCUGCUGGAGGAGGCAGUCAGAGGCUCUUCAGAAAGAUAGGGAGCCGUAGCAGUGUGUACUCCCCAGAAAGCAGUGUUCGAAAGACUGGAUCCUACAUCUACGAGGAGUUCAUGCCGACAGAUGGUACUGAUGUGAAGGUUUACACAGUGGGCCCAGACUAUGCCCACGCUGAGGCCAGGAAGUCCCCAGCUCUGGAUGGGAAGGUUGAGAGGGACAGCGAGGGGAAGGAGAUCCGCUACCCCGUCAUGCUGACGGCCAUGGAGAAGCUGGUGGCCCGUAAGGUCUGCCUGGCCUUCAAGCAAACUGUAUGUGGGUUCGACCUGCUCAGAGCCAACGGCCAUUCCUUUGUCUGUGAUGUGAACGGCUUCAGCUUUGUCAAGAACUCCAUGAAAUACUACGACGACUGUGCCAAAGUCCUUGGGAACAUGGUAAUGAGGGAGUUAGCCCCCCAGUUCCACAUCCCCUGGUCCAUUCCCAUGGAAGCUGAAGACAUCCCCAUUGUGCCAACAACCUCGGGAACCAUGAUGGAGCUGCGCUGCGUUAUUGCCAUCAUCCGGCACGGAGAUCGCACACCAAAGCAAAAGAUGAAAAUGGAGGUCCGACAUCCUCUAUUCUUUGAAUUGUUUGAGAAGUACGGAGGAUACAAGUCAGGGAAGCUAAAACUGAAAAAGCCAAAACAGCUGCAGGAAGUGCUGGAUAUCGCUCGGCUGCUGCUGCUUGAACUGGGCCAGCACAACGACUGUGAGAUCGAGGAGAAGAAAUCCAAACUGGAGCAGCUUAAGACUGUCCUGGAAAUGGAAUCCAGCUUGAAUGACACUCAGUAUGGUCAUUUCUCAGGUAUCAACAGGAAAGUGCAGCUCACCUACCUGCGUAAUGGCCAACCUAAAGCCUCCAGUGAAGAAGAAGACUGUAAGAAGGACGGUCCGUCUCUGCUGCUGGUGUUGAAGUGGGGUGGAGAGCUGACACCUGCAGGCCGGGUUCAGGCUGAGGAGCUGGGCAGGGCCUUCCGCUGCAUGUACCCUGGAGGUCAAGCCGGUAAUCGCCGGUCCGUUGGCUGUGAGUCCCCUAUUGGUGACUAUGCUGGGUUUCCUGGCUGUGGCCUCCUCCGCCUGCACAGCACCUACCGACAUGACCUGAAGAUCUACGCCUCUGAUGAGGGCAGGGUGCAGAUGACGGCUGCUGCUUUUGCCAAGGGUCUGCUGGCUCUGGAAGGGGAGCUGACCCCCAUCCUGGUUCAGAUGGUGAAGAGUGCCAACAUGAACGGACUGCUGGACAGCGACAGUGACUCUCUCACUGACUGUCAGCAGAAGGUCAAGGCCAGGCUGCAUGAGAUCAUGCAGAAAGACCAGGAGUUUGCACAGGACGACUAUCAGAAGUUGGCCCCAACAGGUAGUCCGUCACUGGUGAACUCCAUGAAUGUCAUAGAGAAUCCAGUCAGAACCUGUGACAAAGUCUACGCCCUCAUCCAGAGCCUCACCUCGCAGAUCAGGAAGAGACUGGAGGACCCCAAGUCUUCAGACCUGCAGCUUUACCACAGUGAGACAUUGGAGCUGAUGCUGCAGCGCUGGUCCAAGCUGGAGAGAGACUUCCGCAUGAAGAACGGGCGAUAUGACAUCAGCAAGAUUCCAGACAUAUACGACUGUAUUAAAUACGACUCGCAGCACAACGCUUCACUUAGCCUGGAGGACACGCUGGAGCUGUUCAGACUGUCCCGUGCUCUGGCUGACAUAGUCAUACCACAGGAGUACGGCAUCAGCAAAGCAGAGAAACUGGAUAUUGCUCAGGCUUACUGUGUUCCUCUGCUGAAGAAGAUCCAGUUGGACCUGCAGAGGACCCAUGAGGACGAGGCAGUCAACAAGCUUCAUCCCCUGUAUUCCCGAGGUGUGAUGUCUCCUGGUCGUCAUGUCCGCACACGCCUCUAUUUCACAAGCGAGAGCCACGUUCACUCCCUGCUCAGCAUCUUCCGCUACGGAGGACUACUGAACGAGGAGAAGGACCAGCAGUGGAAACAGGCGAUGGACUAUCUGAGUGCUGUGACUGAACUCAACUACAUGACACAGAUAGUCAUCAUGCUGUAUGAAGACAACAAUAAGGACCCGUCUUCAGAGGAGCGCUUCCAUGUAGAGCUUCACUUCAGUCCAGGAGUCAAAGGAUGUGAAGAUGAAGAGAACGUGCCUCUUGGCUUUGGCUUCCGCCCAGCGUCCUCAGAGAAUGAAGACAAAAAGCCCAAUCAGGGCAGCCUGGAGGACCUUUCCCAGGAUCAACCAGACCAGGCUCUUCCUGUCUCAGAGCCAAUCAACAUCCAGCGAAGGUCCCCCAUGAUUCGCAACCGCAAAACGGGCUCCAUGGAGGUCCUCUCUGAGACUUCUCCCACCCAUUCCUCCAAAGGCUGCACAUCCCAUCGACUCUUCCAGUCGUGUUCGCGCCAGUCUCCUGAGAUCAAACCAGCCAGUGGCUUAGGCUCGCUCUGCUCUGGCCUCUUCAGUGCCUCUGCCCUUGGGGUGUCCUGUAGCGCCCCCAACCUGCGGGACUACGUACGUACGCACCACCACCUCCACCGAAAGCCACCCCUGUCCCCCGGCAGUCUGCCAUGCCAGAUUGGCAUGUUUGAGCUGUUCUCUAUGCCGCCAGUAAAGAGAUUUUCUGUGUCGUUUGCCAGGCAUCCGACUAAUGAGCCCUCUGAAGAGCCCCAUGUAGUCCAGCAGCAGGGGGGGCUUCCCACUGAGCCAGCCCUGCUGGGGCUUGUCCCUCUGGCUGUGGAUGGGGCCAUGACCCACCACCUGCACCACUGCCCCUACCACCUCCGCCUCCUCAAGUCUUGGUUGAUGUCUGGUCAGGAGCUCCCAGAGUCUCUCCACGGAUUUGAAGGCUGCUCCAUGGUGCCCUCUAUCUACCCACUGGAAACGCUGCACAACUCGCUCUCCCUGAAGCAGGUGGACGAGUUUCUCAACACAGUGUGUGAGAGCAGCAGUGAGGUCCAUGCCAAGACCAUGAAAGCGCUCUCUAGCUUGUUUGACUCCCAGAGCCAGACGUCUCUCUACAGCCCACAGCAGCCCCUGUCCUCCUCUGGCUCUGAGACGUCUCUUCGACCACCGAGCCAGCCUCUAUGGCAUGGCAGCAUCCCCUCCAGUGCUGUAUCCAGUGCAGGCCCCUCGUCCCCGACCACAGAGCCCUCUGGCCUGAGCUUCAGCUUCAGUGAGUAGACUUGGCAACUACGCAAGGACUUCUGGGUAACCGAGGACACGAUGUAAGGACCCAGUGCCUUGCUGUUGUUUUUCCAUCUCUUCCUCUCUCCUUCUGCUCACAUUCACAAUCACCGCUGGAGCUGAUGCUGAAUCUGGAGAGAGGCCGCUCUGUCUGAGGCGUUGCUCUCAAUCCAUAAACACAGACAAACAAACCGCACUGCAGCUCCACUCUCUUCCUCAGCGCACCAGCCCUGCUCGCAAACCGAAGACCUUCAACAGGUGAAAACGUCUCGUCGCCUCAGGCCACCACCUCUUGAGUCUGUCAACACAUUAAUAACCCAGAUCUGACAACAGCAACAGUGCAUCAUCAGGCCAACAUCCAGACCAAUUAAUGCUUUAGCUGAAUUCCAGUGCUGCCUACGCAAAAUCAACCAGUGCCUUCUACUUGUUUGUGUUAUUUAUUUUGUCUUUAUUCGGUCCAAACACGUUUUUAAAAAAUGUUUCUCCCAUCUCUAGCUGACUUCAAUCUGACUGCAACCAUUCACACCCAUGAAAUAGAUCAGUCUUUUAUUUUUCAGUGACUCUGACUGAGUUUGUGCUUCAGCUGCAGAUGUUUGCACGUGCACUGAAAGUUGAAACCUAAAGCAGAAUGUUUGACAUUUUGAAGGACGAUUUCAACACUUUGUUUAAGAACUGGUAUGAUCUGUCUCUCUCUCUGUUCUCAUGUGUCUAUGAAGGAUGAAGCUGCAGGCAGUUAGCUUAGUUUAACAUAGUAACGAUAGCAAAAGUAGUUUUAGUUGUACAGUGGUAGGACCCACGUCUACAUCUACAUUAAGUUUUUGAUUGAAAUGAAAUGAGUGGGUUGUUAUUUGUUUUAUUAAUGAUUAAUUAGUGGCUGUUGGCAGGAAGAUUUGAAUAAGUUUGGCCAGAGUAGCUUUAGCUGCUUCCAGUCCCUGAGCUAACCUAAGAUAACUGGCUGUUGGACUUCAGAUCGGAUCAGAUCGAUCUUCUGUCUUGGUCAGUCUUGGUCAGAAAAGAACAAAACCUUCCUCAAAAUGUCAAACUGUUCCUUUAGUUCACUUUUAACAUUAUUACAUAUGAGCAUCUUGAUUAUUGACUGAAAGCGCUUGUCUCCAUUGGUAAAUCACUUAAUUCCAAAGCAAGAUUUGGACCAUUUUAACUUGGCGCCUGCUAAAUUCAGACUUUCAAAGUAGGAUACAGGAUAUUAUAUAAUUUAAGACUCAAGACAGAUCACAGGACUGUAUUCAUUUUUUUUUCUUUGUGUGUCUGCUGUUUAAUUUCUGGGGCGUGUAAAUGUGCCUUUAAAUAUCCUUUGAGAUCCAUUUGAUUUUAGGAACGUUUCUGGUAAAGUUUUGUUUUCGAAUGAAAGGGAGGACACCACUCGUUCAGGUAAACGGUAAAACCAGCUGGCAAUGUGUUUUCUCACUUGAUGCUGUUUGUGUCUGCAGUCUGCUGUUGUGCCAAAUGAUGUGUUUUUAAUGAGUCAAAUGACUGUUUCUCAUCGAUAAUGCUCAGGUAGACAAGAUUACUCUAAAGAUCUAGGUUUUAAUGACAUGUGAAUGAACUGGGGGUCAAUUCAUUUCCAAUAAAGGUGGAAUAAAUUCAGUGGUGAAUUAACUUUAAAACCCCAAAGAUGUGUUUUAUUACUUUGACCAAAACCUGUAAAACAUAGAACCAUGAUUUACACACUUUGUUUGAGUGCUCUGAUGAUGAUCAUCUGCAGCACCGACAUAUAAACAGGUGAAAUAAAACUUCUCCUCCUCUCCCUUCAAAGUUGAAAAUGAACUGACCUCCAAAGCCCUUAAGAGUCUACUGUAGAACAAGCUGAUAUGUUUUAGUCAUCUUGGAAAGAGUUCUAGUUUUAGACUUGAAUUAAUUUUUACAUAAAGGCGGGUUGACGUUGGUCAUUUUAGCUGCGUAUUUAUGUGAUUAUUUAAUGUGCUGUUAUUUAACGCCGGCCGAACAGAGGUGUGUGUCCUGUCGUGUGUCUGGCUGCCGGAGAACAGGGUCGAGGUUGAACGUGUGGAAUCUUUACAUCUCUGUCUCGCUCCAUCACCUGUUUAGUCUUUUCUUUUUUUUUUCCUGUCUUUCUUUUUUUGUGGGGUGGGAGGGAGGAGUAAUAAAAACAUGAAUUAAAAUGGAAAUAGUGUUUUUCGCUGGUGUGUGUCUGUGUUUUAAUGUCUCACGGUGCAGACACAUAAACCUGUUAUUGCUCCAUAAAUAAAGCUCCUUGUCGGUGCUCCGCCA